This is a messenger RNA of Glossina fuscipes, 2295 nucleotides long. RefSeq names its product protein PTCD3 homolog, mitochondrial. NCBI's taxonomy places the organism in Eukaryota, Metazoa, Arthropoda, Insecta, Diptera, Glossinidae. Gene Ontology annotation, cellular component: mitochondrion. The transcript is spliced from 2 exons. The annotation marks the transcript as partial. Gene Ontology annotation, biological process: mitochondrial translation. The record is from RefSeq and is a predicted model, not a curated record. Gene Ontology annotation, molecular function: protein binding; rRNA binding; ribosomal small subunit binding.
AUUUCAAAUAAAUUUAAAAUUAAUUCUGUACAUAAUACCAGAAUUAUAUCAUCCUCCACUGAGGCGCCAGCUCCCAAGUCUGAGGAGAUUAUUGAAAUACCAAAACGUAUACAUCGUUCACCUAGCGAUAUCCUGUAUGCUUUAGCCGCUACAGUUGGCCGAGACGCCACAGCUGCUCAUUAUAAGUACCACGAUGACCCCUAUUUAAUACCAACAUCGAAUAUUACUAAACGUACAUAUGCGAUGGCCCAAGAAGCAGGACGAAAAGCAGCAAAAUGGAUUAAAGAAGAACAUCGUGAUUUAUUUAAGCAUCAAGAAGCUGAACCGCACAUAAAAGCAUUUGCGCCAAAGUUGAUUUUCACUGAAAAUUCAGAAGUUGCGCUACAAACGCUCGAAGAAUUAAUACAACUUUUUGAAGUAAGAGAUGCGGUCUUUGUUUACAAUUUAUUGAAAAAGAAAGGUUUAGAAAUAAAUUCCGAAACUAAGCAAAAUUUAUUAGAAUUGGUUAGCUUUUACAAUAAUGAAGAACCUUUGUCUGAAGAUUUAUACGAGGAAAGAUCAUUUCGACAAAGUAACGAAUCACGUGAGCGUAACCGCAAGACGUGGAAAGAUGGUGAUUUAGCUGAACAAUUAUUUCAUGAAAUUGAACCAAAAACUGAAAAGGCUUAUGCGGCUUUAAUACGUGGAAUGGCUACAUACUUUCAGGCGGAGCGAGCUUAUGCUUUACUGCAAGAGGCUCUGGAAAAGCAAUUCCAGAUGGAUACAACGACUUUUAAUUCCGUACUUAGUGUUGUAAAUUUUCUUAAAGACACUGCCGAUUUGCGUUGGGAAUUGUGUAAAGAUUUGUUGAAGCAAAUGAAUCAACUACGACUGAAACCAGAUUUAGGUACUUUAAAUGCGUUGCUAGAAUGUAUAAGCAGUUUCGGGAAUUUUAAAUUGGCACGACAAUCGGCUCUCCAAGUUUUGUCGGAAUUAAAGCGGUUAGGCGUCACACCCAGUCUAGGCAGCUACUAUUACGUUUUGAUCAUAUUUUGUCGCGAAAGAGGUCCCGUCUCUCACGUUAUUGUCGAUAUUUUAAAUGAGCUUGGACAACAAGAAUUCAAAAUACAGCAUCCCAAGGACACUUAUUUCUUCGCCACUGCAAUGGAUGUCUGUCGCAAUCACUUACACGAUUGUUCUUUAGCCCAAAAAGUUGAUAAACUUUUGCAUACGGGCAAGAACUAUGAUUUAAUUGGAAGUACAUACAAGGAAACCAUUUAUUAUCGGCAUUACUUUGCCUUAUUAAGUCAAACCGUAACUAUAGAUGAAUUUAUGCAAACGUACGAUUUGCUUGUUCCCAAUGUUUACAUACCGGAACCGGGUAUUAUGGAAGAAAUUUUAAAAAUGGUGGAAAUUAAUAGAGCUAUUGAUUUACUACCGCGGUUAUGGUCAGAUGUGGUAAUAUUCGAUCAUGUUGAUCGGGAAAAUUUGUUGCUACGUUUGCUGAAAAUAAUGAUAGAUAAUAAGCCAGAUACCAAAGAAUGUAACCAACAGUUGCCACAACAAUUUGCUAAAAUCGCUUUGGACAUUUACAAUAAAGUCGAAGAGAGCAAAAGACUUUCAUUUACGGGUGGAAUGCUUGGAGAUAUUAUUUGUUUGCUAAUAAGAGGGGGAAACUUUGAAAAAGCUACUGAAGUCUUCAACCAUACGGAUAAGAAUCAACAUCGCAUACCAGGAACACCGACGGAGCAUUGUCUAAAGGAGUACAUUGAAACUUGCAUUAACAAUAAAGCCCCUUCAGAAGCAUUAGUUUGUCUGCAAUACGCAAUCGAAAAUCAAAUGGAUGGCACCUCUCUAGCCAAAAAUAUGUAUAAAGGCUUCACCUUGAAUGAGAUAUAUUUAUCAAAAAUGAAAUCUUUAUUAGGUGAAGAUUCGUUUAAGAAAUAACGUGGAGAAUUGCUUUAAGUAAGCAUAGGUAUUAAGCAUUAAUUGAAUUGUUUUAAUUUAAAUUAACAUCGCGUUAAAAAACAAAUAAAGUUGCGAAUUUUGCAACUUUCACAACAUAAUUUCUGGGAAACGUCUUUAACAAGAUUGGGCGCAAGAGAGUAUCGAUAUUAUUUCCAUUCAACAUUUCACUUAUGUACAAACCCAUAGGGAAAAAUGUAAUUUUUAAACAAAGACUAUUUGCGACGUGCCUCGAGACAUAUGAUCUUUGGGGCAUAUGCUUAUUAGAGUCGCCUUUUGGUCUGAUUGGAAACUUGAUUUGGAUGCUAUCAAGUCGAACGGACGGAGAAUAUAUUUGAUUGAUUAAGAUGU